This is a messenger RNA of Temnothorax curvispinosus, 1335 nucleotides long. RefSeq names its product leucine-rich repeat-containing protein 7-like. The transcript is spliced from 5 exons. Gene Ontology annotation, molecular function: protein binding. The record is from RefSeq and is a predicted model, not a curated record. The coding region runs from base 141 to 1217 and encodes 358 amino acids. Lineage: Eukaryota; Metazoa; Arthropoda; Insecta; Hymenoptera; Formicidae.
GAAAUUACACGUCAGUAAAUGUCGAGACUCUAGUAAGGGAACACUACCUUCGGUAACUUCCGCAUCAAAGAGAAAAUAAUUCACCCUUUUUCGCAAACGCGGUGGAGCAAGCAAGCUCUUUUCCACGCUUGAAUCAAACGAUGUUUACGAAAAUAAGGAAACGUUUACGAAAAUUCUUCAGUCGGAACAAUAAUAACGCUCCAUCCUCUCUUACCUUCGAUGAUCCUACAGUAUGGUACCAGCUAACAUACGUGAACUUAUCAAACUGCAGUGGAAUCACCACUUUGCCAAAAGAGUUGGGCGCCUCACCCCACCUUGAAAAGCUCGUUCUGUCGAACAAUGGUUUUGGAGCGUCCGUCGAAUUUAAAUGGCACUGGCUGCAACAAACGGCCAUUCAGAAUAAUCUACGUUUUCUAGACUUGAGCAAGAAUUCAUUGACCGAACUACCGGCGUGCAUCGGGAAAUUAAGUGCUUUGACAGAGCUGAUAGUUUGCCAUAACUCGCUCAGAUUUUUGCCGCGGGAUUUGGGCACCUUACCUCACCUUGAGAAGCUCGUUCUGUCGAACAAUGGUUUUGGAGCGUCCCACGAAUUUGAAUGGCACUGGCUGCAACAAACGGCCAUUCAGAAUAAUCUACGUUUUCUAGAUCUGAGCAAGAAUUCAUUGAUGAUUGUACUACCGGCGUGCAUCGGGAAGUUAAGUGCUUUGACAGAGCUGAUAGUUUGCCACAACUCGCUGAGAUAUUUGCCGCAGAGCAUCGGAAAUCUACGAAACUUGCAAGUUUUGAGAUCAUCGAAUAACAAAUUGUUCUAUUUACCGGGAAGUAUGAUGAACAUGCAACUGGAAACUUUGGACGUUUCGACGAAUGACUUUCUUACACUUGAUGGUACUCUUAUUUUCAAGGAGUUGACGCUUCGUAUCUUGGCAGCUAAAGUGGUCUUGAAGAACAGAUCAACAUACCGAAAAGAAAGAGACAACAUACCACCUGAGUUGUUCAAGCAGUUCGAGUAUCUUGAGACUGAAACGAAUUAUUGCCUUUAUUGCAAAAGGCCUUGUUUAGACUCUUAUAUAACGGAGUUCAUGAGGCUUAACCCGCUCUGUAUUGCCAAUACGACGAUAUUGGACACAGAAGAAAACGAAAUCUUGUCUUUUCAAUGUUACUUCUGUUCGCCCGAUUGCCGUGAAAAAUCGAGAAUUUUAAAUAUUUGGUUGGAAUAGAAGAUAAACUUUGGAACUUGAACAGUUAUAUGCAAGUUUAAGAGUAAUAUUCAACAUUUGAUUCGUGAUAAAAUAACUCUGAGGUACGUCUUCUAAUCUCUUAAUAUCACAAUUAACA